UCAUCCACACGCACAGGUGUCAACUCCCUCUGCCACCUGCAUACAUGUGUCACCCACAUGCAAUACCGAAACCUCAAUCUACGUCAAUACAUAAACUUUCUCUUCCUUCAUUCAUCUCUCAGACUCGGACAGAGCCCAAACAAAAUUUCUCAAUCUUGUUUUCGAACAAAACAUAAUAUUAAUGUCGUCCUCAUCCAUCUCUUCAUUCUCAUCAACUCUCAUCAGACGAACAAUCCCAUUUUGUUCAUCCACCACCUCUACUACUUCUGCAACAAGCAGUCAAUUUCUGUCACCCAAAAGAAAGCCCAUAUGCCCCCUUGCAUAUCAUAUUCUAGCCCGUGCCCUACCCGACCCGCCCGACCAGUACCCGACCAAGAGCCCACCAGAGUUUUCUCCCCCAGUUCCAGGCCGCUAUGACCAGCCUUCUGCUCCUCCUGAGGUGCCUGGGAUUUCCACCUCUCCGGAUGUGGACCCCACUUCUGUUCCGCCUCCUGAAGUGAAUCCAUACCCUCCACCGGUUGACCCGGAUCCGAACCCGGCCCCGGAUUUUCCAGUACCUCCCUUGAAACCGCCUCCUGUGCCCGAUAUCCCACCACCGUUUCCUGAUAACCCGCUUCCAAAACCCGACCAAGAGCCGCCACAACCACCUGAUAUUGUGCCUCCUCCCCCGCCGGGGCCCGAGAUUAUUUCCGCCACCAGCUCCCCCGCCACCCCCAACUGGCCCGGGUGGGCCAAUUGUUGUGUAGAUAUCUGUUUUUGACACAUUGUGUAGAUGAAGUUUCUGAUCUUAUUUAUUAUUGAUCAAG
Prunus mume (Japanese apricot) is the source of this 806-nucleotide messenger RNA. The record is from RefSeq and is a predicted model, not a curated record. NCBI's taxonomy places the organism in Eukaryota, Viridiplantae, Streptophyta, Magnoliopsida, Rosales, Rosaceae.